Molecule: messenger RNA, 660 nt
Organism: Manis javanica (Malayan pangolin)
Lineage: Eukaryota; Metazoa; Chordata; Mammalia; Pholidota; Manidae
Source: RefSeq, a predicted model, not a curated record
AUGCCGCUGACCGCAGGCGCCCCUCCCACCACUGCCCGGCCCCAGGUCCUGCAGCUUCCCGGGCCCCUGGCUUCCGCGCCCUCUGGCUUCGGGCCCUCCGGCUUCCCCGGCCGCGCAGCGCGGUCCCACCACCCGCCGGACGCGGCCUCGGCGAGCUGGCGCAGGCUGGGCCGCCGUCACCCCAGCGCCUGCGGGGCGGAGGGGGCCCGCCCCGGACAGUCUUUCCAGGCGGCAGCCCCUGGGCAGCACCCAGUCCCACCUGCACUGGCCGCCUCGGGGCCGGGGGCUUCCGCAGCUGUCACAGCUCCCAGGGGCCUGGGGGGCGCCAGCCGGGCCUCCGUUCCCCAGGGCAGGCCGGCCAGCCCGCCCCCGGCAGCUCUGCCCUCGGGGGCUGUCCGCGCAGUCGCGCAGCUCAGGGCCCGGAUCGAGGCCUCCAACUGCCCGCGUACCGGGCAGGCUUUUCCCCACACCUCCUGGGACGGGCUCCGGGCUACCUGGGCGGCGCGGAAGCGCAUGUGCAGUGGGCAGGCAGCGGGAGAGAGUGGCCUUUACCGCAGGAGCUGGCGGCCCCACGGCCUUGCAGAGCAGCCUUCACGCCAGCAGAGUGUGGCCCUGCCAGGACCAGACUCUCGGCUAGUGCUCCAGACUCGGCAAAUGUAG